This is a messenger RNA of Macrosiphum euphorbiae (potato aphid), 882 nucleotides long. The record is from the annotation of a GenBank genome assembly. NCBI's taxonomy places the organism in Eukaryota, Metazoa, Arthropoda, Insecta, Hemiptera, Aphididae.
AUGUGGAUUACGUGGUUCGUGGCCACCGCUUGUGCGGCACUGUCCAUGCGGGGCGCGCACUCCAACGCCGGGCUGACUAGCACUUCGUUCAGCAACGAGCUGCGCACCGGUUUCGCCAGGCUGUUCCAAAACGGCAUCGAACAGCCACUGCAGCAAUCCCCGUUCGUGCUGCUCAACCCCGCCGAGUUCCAGCCCGGCCCCGGUCAGCUUGUGCAGAGACCCGCACCGUUCAGCCCGCUGGCGAGCACGGGAUACCAGUUACCGCGACCUAGGUACGAGUUGCAGCAUCUGUCGUGGGUGAUUCCUUAUUAUUAUGUCCCUACCAGGUACCUGCCGCCGAGGGGUGGCAAGCGGCCCAACGACGUGCUGGUGAUCGUCGUCAAGACCAGAUCGAAUUGCACGGCCCCCGCGGCCAACGGGACAGCACCCGCUGACGGUGACAACGACGGUGACGAUGUAGACGACGGUAUCGACGACGACGGACCGAAUCCGGACGACGACGUCGAAGAAGUGACCAUCGUGGCUGGAGGCACGGAGAAGGGCAAGGAACCGUCCCGGUGCGUGUGGGCCAUCCUGUCGUGCUGCGCCCCGUCCAACACGCCCAUCCGGUACACAUGUUUCGACGUGUUGGGCUGCAGCACCGCGUUCUGGGACACCAACCCGUGCGUUCCGGCCAUCAUCAAGACCGCUUUGGACCAGGCCACCCAGUUCUACGGCACGGGCAUGUCCACCAACCGCACGGCCACGCCCGUGCCCACGCCGCCGGCCGUCCCGGCAGCGGCCUCUACCGACAACGUGGCCUCACUGAUGACCGGCACGUCCGCGGCGGCCGCUUCGCCGGUGGACCAGACCACGCCGGCGGCCACCACCACCGCCGCUUAG